Spea bombifrons (plains spadefoot toad) is the source of this 1610-nucleotide messenger RNA. RefSeq names its product pancreatic triacylglycerol lipase-like. Gene Ontology annotation, biological process: lipid metabolic process. The coding region runs from base 45 to 1451 and encodes 468 amino acids. Lineage: Eukaryota; Metazoa; Chordata; Amphibia; Anura; Pelobatidae. Gene Ontology annotation, molecular function: protein binding; triacylglycerol lipase activity. The transcript has 13 exons. The record is from RefSeq and is a predicted model, not a curated record.
GCGGCUCCUCGUGUGACGGCAUUUCCCAGACGCUUCCCGAGACGAUGAUCGCUUUGUCGUGGUGGCCGCUCGUCCUCCUCGCCGGGGCUGUGAAAGGAGGAGAGGUCUGCUUUUCCCGGAUCGGCUGUUUUACAGACUCCGUCCCGUGGGCCGGGACGGUGGAGAGGCCGAUAAGCAAGUUACCAUGGUCCCCCGAAAAGAUCAACACUCGCUUCCUGAUGUUCACGAGAGAGAACCCCAGCAGCUUUCAGGAGGUCAGCGCUAUAAACCCCUCCACGAUUUCCUCGUCAAACUUUAAGACGAGCAGAAACAGCCGCUUCAUCAUUCACGGGUUCAUCGACAAAGGAGAGGAGAACUGGCUGACCGACAUGUGCAAGACAAUGUUACAAGUCGAGGACAUCAACUGUUUCUGCAUCGACUGGAGCGGCGGAUCCCGGACGCUCUACACCCAGGCGGCAAACAACAUCCGCGUGGUCGGGGCGGAGGUGGCGUAUUUCAUCAACCUCCUAUCGACAAACUUCGGCUACUCUCCAUCCCGAGUCCACGUCAUCGGCCACAGUCUCGGUGCCCACGCGGCCGGCGAGGUCGGAAAGAGAAAGCGGGGAAUCCCCAGAAUAACCGGCUUGGACCCCGCCGAGCCGUACUUCCAGGGGACCCCCGCCGAGGUCAGACUCGAUCCAUCAGAUGCCGCCUUUGUCGACGUCAUCCAUACGGACGCGGCGCCGAUGAUUCCCAAUCUAGGUUUAGGGAUGAGCCAGGCCGUUGGCCACCUGGACUUCUUCCCCAACGGAGGAGAAGAGAUGCCGGGGUGCGCCAAAAACGCCCUUUCCCAGAUCGUGGAUCUUGAUGGAAUUUGGCAAGGAACCCGAGACUUUGUGGCCUGUAACCAUCUCCGAAGCUACAAAUAUUACACGGAUAGCAUCACCACUUCAGACGGCUUCAUCGGCUUCCCUGCCUCUUCCUACAGCUCGUUCCAGUCUGGAGGCGGAUUCCCCUGUCCCUCCGGUGGCUGCCCCUUGAUGGGUCACUUCGCAGACAGAUAUUCUGGAGUCACGUCAAGCAGCCAAAAGUUUUACCUCAAAACCGGAGACGCCAGGAACUUUUCACGUUGGAGAUACAGGGUGACGGUCCAGAUCGCCGGCAGCCUGAAUACUCAGGGAUUCUUCCACAUCGCUUUAUACGGGAGCUCCAGAAACACCCGGCAGUACCAGAUAUACAACGGUUACAUCAACACCGGGAACUCCUACACGGCUUACAUUGAUGUCGAGACCGACGUCGGACCCCUCAAUAAAGUGAAAUUUGUCUGGAACAACAAUGUCCUUAACCCCCUCCUGCCCACUCUGGGGGCCUCAACUGCAACCGUGCAAUACGGAAAAGACGGAAGAACGUAUAAGUUCUGCGGCAGCGGAACCGUCAGAGAGGAGAUCCUCCAGACCCUAAACCCUUGUUAAAAAAACCAUCAUUUCUGGCUUCCGGCUUUUGGGAAUAAAGAUCCUAUUUGCACAUUUUAUGAGGAAUCCAGAAGUUUCUGUCUCCAGGAGACACCGAGAGAAAACAACUUUUCUUUUCCUUUAAAUUCCAUUAAAGUCAUUAAAAAAAGAUUUGCGUUC